CGACUUACUGGGCGAAGGUAUGGCUGCCAUUUUUGGACCUCAGUCCACAGAAUCCAGCAGCGCUGUGCAAUCAACAUGUGGGGCACUGGAAGUGCCCCACAUUCAGACGCGGUGGGAUUACAGAGUGAGACCCCGCAUGCAUACUUUGAAUCUGUAUCCACCGCCCAAUGCCCUUGGAUCUGCAUACCUGCAAUACGUCAAAGAAAAGAACUGGAAGCAGUUCGCCAUACUGUAUGAGCAGAAUGACGCUUUGAUCCGCCUUCAAGAGCUGCUGAAGGAUCCAAUGAUUAAGCAGAGACCAGUUGUGGUACGUCAGUUUGAAGAAGACAACGAUUACAGAAAGACGCUCAAAGAGUUGGGAAGAAAAGGCAUAAAGAACUUUGUAGUAGACGUAGAUACGCAAAAUGUUCAUCUGUUGUUGAAGCAU
Molecule: messenger RNA, 427 nt
Organism: Stegodyphus dumicola
Lineage: Eukaryota; Metazoa; Arthropoda; Arachnida; Araneae; Eresidae
Product: glutamate receptor ionotropic, kainate 2-like
Biological process (GO): monoatomic ion transport
Cellular component (GO): membrane
Molecular function (GO): signaling receptor activity; ligand-gated monoatomic ion channel activity
Source: RefSeq, a predicted model, not a curated record